UGCAAGAUGGCGCUACAGUUUCUUUCAAAAUCCCAAUCGGCCACCAUUGUUGAAGGCGAUUCCAUUCAAUACUUGAUGAUUUUUCCAUUUUUUGUGACAUUUACUGGCGAAAUUUAACUUAUUCAGUAGUAUGGAACAGUGAACAAUAUUUCCUUAGCCAUUGUAUUGAGUUCUAACGACGUUAAAGUGCUUAUUUUCAAAACCUAAAUGCGUUCAAAGUGUCACGCGAAGUGAGCAUCAGUUUCGAGAACACCAUACCAUGCACGAAAUAAAUGUAGUUUUCAUUCGUUAUAGUGUUUACUGGACUCUAUAAAAGUCCUGUUCUCUGUUUAUAGUACAUGUUGCAAUGUGUUGGAUCCUCUAAACGUAUGGAGUACUCAUGAAAACGUUUCAGAAGAUUCUGUACACGUCGUAAGGGAGCGCAGUUACGCGGGCGAAGGCUUCAAAGUUGCCGGCAUCAUUAUGGUGGACUGAGAGAGUGUUUGUUGACGGAUCAGUGUUGAUUACAAGUUGUAAAGAGUGCCGUAAAGACUCCGCGCACAAUGUCUGGCGGUUCGCAGCACAACCCCAACGGGCGGCAGUCUCAAAUGGGCCCCAGUUGGAGCCCCUUACAGGUGUUACAGAUGGCGAACUUGUUGGCGCGCGCGCCCCAAGCUCACAUGGCGUCGGAGCGCGGCGUCACCUGGCACACGCCGACUCCGCCCCCCCAUCUUUAUCAUGUGCCAGCGCCUUCACCCCCUGAUCCUUUACAGGGUCUAUUGCAAUUGCAGGCGAUGAAGAACGCGGGCAACUCUGUGUUCAGGCACACUGCGACGCCGCCUGAGUUAUACCGACACACGCCGACACCACCCGACAAGCACCACAUGAGACAUACGCCCUCGCCAGGCGACGUGAAGGCCGGCUCAGCGUUGCCGCCAGCCGACUUGUACGCACAUUUGGGCCCUGGCAGAGAGAAACUACGCCCCGAAGAGUUGCUGAGCUACGCGCGUGUCGGCGUGGACCUGUCCCUGGGCUCCCGAGCCGCGCCCGCGCCCAGCAACGGGUCGGCGGCGCCCUCGCUGUCGGUGCGCGACGCGCCCACCAUCAACAGCCUCAUAGCGAGGGCGCAGCCCCGGGCGCCGCACGCCCGGGUGGACGCGCUGCUGGAGCGGCUGGUGCCGUCGCCGGUGUCGCCCCACUCCGUCAUAGUGCACUCUAGGGCCGCCCCUACGCCGUCACCGCCCUCUUCUAAUGAAGACUCGGCGGACUCGUGCGGCGCCAUGCCCGGGUCCAAGCGGAAGCGGAAGCCCGAGCGCACGGUGCGGCUGCCCGCGGCGCGCGCGCUGCCCGCCGCGCCGCCGCCCGCGCCCCCCGCCCCCGCCGCGCCCCCCACGCAGCCCCCCGCGCCCGCCGCGCCGCUGGAGAACGGCGAUGCGCACGCGCGCCUCAACGGGCCGCCGCCCGCGCCCGCCCUGCCGGAGGAGGAGGUACAACCGCUACAGCUCGAGAAACCUGAACCGCCACAAGAAAAACCACCCCAGCCACAGCAACCCCCACCUCCCACGAGAAGAAAAUCCAGGUCCGGGUCAGCUGAGACCAUAGACGACAUAGCGGCCAUGAUAGCCAGCACCACUGCGCAGCCCCCCGAGCCCGCCGCGCCCCCCGCCCCCCACAACCCCCACACCCCCGACACCCCCCACACCAUAGACACGCUGAAAAAUGUGUUGGCCAGUCCUGAAGCCAAGAAACAGGAGGAGGAAGUUAAGAAAGAUGAUGUACCACAGACACCACAAAUUGAAACCGCGGCGGCGCCCAGACGGCGCAGCGCCCGGACCUCUAACGCGGAGUCCACGAACGUCCCCAUCGAGUCCCCGUCCGAGGCCAAGCCCGCGGAGCCCGACACGAGCGAGCCUCGGAGCUCGGAGCCCACCGCGGCCAGCUUCGUGGAGGUGGAGAAGCAGUUGGAGAACAUGUUCGCGGGGCUGGAGGAGAACGAGGGUGAGAAGAAGCAGACGGGGAAAGCGAGGAAGCGGAGAAAAUCAGCGCCUACUAAAGGCGAGCGCAAAGACAGGAAAGCGGCGCGACGCUCGAGCCGGGCUUCAGAAGGGGACGACGCGCCGCGGAAGAAAAUGGCGCGGAAGCGGGCCGACGGCAACAAGGGCAGGAAGACUAAGGAGACUCCCCUCAAAGACGCCUACGAUUCUGGGAGCAAUGCGAGCUCCGGCCGAUCCAGAGGGCCGUAUAUACAGAUCCGAGGCCCCCGCGACUCACCGCUAUCAGUCAGCGUUAUCAACGCUUCAACCGGCGAAGACGAGGUCGAAUCCACCGUCACGAGGCGAAAACCUGGAGAAGAAUUCCGCAACGGACUCCGGGCGAGAGGCCUUCAUGCGAGCACUUUAGGGUUAAGAUACGACGCCACCACACCCGACGCUACGUGGCUGUGCGUGUUCUGUGAGAGAGGACCACAUGCGGCUGGGUUAGGGGACUUGUUUGGCCCUUAUACGGUGGAAACUGACUGUGAAGAAUACAGGGCGCUAGACGAGGCGACGCGGCGGCGCUACGGCGGCAGCGCGGAGGUGUGGCUGCACGAGGCGUGCGGCGUGUGGGCGCCCGGGCUCGUGGCGGGCGGCGCGCGCGUGUGGGGGCUCGCCGCCGCCGUGUGGGCCGCCCGCGGCGCGCGCUGCGCCGCCUGCUGCCGCACCGGCGCCGCCGUGUCGUGCGCCCGCCGCGGCUGCCGCCUCCGCUGCCACGUGCCGUGCGCCCGCUCGCUGCGCUGGACGCUCGACAUGGAGACGUUCCGAGCACUCUGCGAUACGCACACAUAGCAACAUGAUACAUGACGAAUCUCGCAUUCUUAGCACUUAGAGAGGACUAUAAGCGGUUCGUAGUGGGUUUUUUUUUUGUAUUUUCAGUACUACGUCCCUAGUGGGACUAUUCACAAAUAGAAUUGGCAAGCGGAUUGUAAAGGCAGACAUCAGUGACAGUUUGAAUAGAUUUCUAAAUGAUAUCUUUAUCGCAUGACUUUUGACCACGCGUAAAGAUCUAUGCGUAAUGAGGCCUUAAUCAAGGUAGUAUCGUGUGCUACGCUCGCUCGCUGCGCUGGACGCACGACAUGUAAACUUCUCGAGCAUUUUGCGAUAAGCACGAAUAACAAGAUGUAUGAGGAAUCUCAAAUGUUUAGCACCUAGAGAGGACGAUAAGCGGUUUGUGUAGUGAGGUAUGUAGCCACCGGAUUGGAUAGUGUAAUUUGAGAUUACAUUCUUUAUAGAUAUUUCACGUACAUAAAUCGCAAGCGUAUUGUAUAGACGAGGAUUACCCGUCGUUAAAAUGAAUUCCUGGUCGCAUAGUUCUUUGAGGGUGCACGAAAAUGGGUCUAUUUAUAGUGAAACGCUGCGCUGAACGCUAGAAAUCAAACCUUUCUGAGCACUCUGCGAUAUAUAGCAAGUGUAGAUGAGGAAUCUCACAAGUGGCGUAAGUUGACGCAACUUGUAUAUCGGACGGAACAUUUUUAUAAGCGGUUGAGAAACAAACCUAAUGUAUUUGAGAAAUAGUAUUUUCCAAGUUAUUUAUGUAGUGAACAUCACACACACAUACUUUAUACGCAAGUGAAUCCUCUGUCUUAAAUGGGGAAACCCGUAAGCAGGUCUAUUAAGAAUGAUCCCUUAAGUGCGGCAGGACCUCAUACGUUCUUCAAAACUAAUAUUCAAAUUCUUUAUUGCACGUUUAUAAGGUAUUUGGUAUUCACGGCUUAUAAGCCAUUCAAAAUUCAUUCGGUUAAAAGUGAUGUGACCUAAAUAUGGUGAUGAACUUGCUGGGUUUUUCAAAGGCCAGCCAUCAUCGUACUUCAUGGAUCAGCCAUCUGAUUAUAUUUUUAGUCUUUUUUAAUAACAUGUCAAGGACCAGGUAUCACUAACUUGACUAGUUCACCAUGAUUUAUGGUUUUUGCAAAGAUCAGUGUUAUGCUACUCAACGGAAUUUAAGAGGUCACACAAGUCCUUAGUCCUUCAGUAAAAAUAUUGAGACCGAUUUACCAAACAGGUGAGUCACAAUAUGAGGGUGAGAUUGAAGAGCUAAGCCUUUUUUUAUUUAGUAAGCAAAUGAUAUGUCAUGAUGUUAUAUGGUCAUCAAAAUGCGUAAGAAGUCUUCAUACCCGUACACGAACCAACUUACAUAAAAUCUCAAAGCCAAGGCCUUUGGCUCGCACAAAACGUUCUUUAUUUGUGAUUUAUCAACAAAUCUUUAAUCAUGCAAGGAGAUAUGAUGGUAAAAAUAUUUACUUUUAAACCUUAUAACAAAGGUUGUAAUUUAUUUUCUGCUCUAGUGGUAAUCUGCUGCCUUACAAUAUUAAAAAUUCACAUACUGAUAUUGUUUCAUAUACCUAUAAGUUAAUAAGCCACUUUGCCCUCUCUAGGUAAAAUGUUAUAUAUAUAGUGUAGAUAAAAAAAUCUUCUUAGAUCUAAUUUAUUACUGCCCGAACUUGAGUUUCGAUUACAUAAUAUAUGUACAGAAUAUUUCACAUGUACGAUUUAAUUUAGCGGUGAUUAGUUUGAUAAACUUAGAAUGUAUGUAAAUAUAGACUUAAUGUACAUAGGUCACGCGCGGUACACCAUGUUUUUUAAGUGUAACAUACAACGUAACGCAUAAAUAUUAUCAAAAUGGAUACAGUAUUUCGUAGCAUGUAACGUUAACGAGUCAGUGUUGCUAGUUUGGAUGGUGUCGAAAUUCUUGUCAAAUAUAAUGUAGUAACAUAUGAAUUUUAUUUCGAAUAAUUUCUAUAAAAUGUACUUAUAAAAUUUAACAUAUUGACAGUAUGUCGACCCCGUCCGAACGGUUUACAAAUGUAAGUGUACAAUGAGUAAAUAAAAUUUAAAACCCAUGCAUUUUUACUCUUCCAAACACUUCGACAAGUCUAUCAAAUUGUACUCUAAAUAAAAAAAUAAAAAAUCUUUUUACAAUUUAGUGUAAAUAGAUUUUUAAAUCUUUAAUCUUUUUUUUUUACAAUCUAUUUAAUGUAAAUGUUACAUGAUUCCAUGUAAAUAUAUUGAUGCUUUACUCAUUGUAAACUCGGAAGAUGUAAGUCUCGUUUUCGACGACAUAUUAUUGUUUACUAUAAUGUAACAAUGCAGUGAUAUUAAAAGUAAUAAUGUUUACUUGAUGUAAUAAUUAUAUUUUAUGUGAAACAAUCAACUGUUCAGUUGCCAUUAUUAGAAUGAGAACUAGUCUAAUUAAUAGUGUCUUGUGAUUUUUAAAAUUUAUAAAAUCGUUUGGGUCUAAUAAAAAUUUACAAUAACUUUUAGCUUGGCGGGUGAAUGAGGCGACUGCAUUGUUAUGGGUGGGGACGCGUAUCGUAGCGAUAUUAAUGUAAUACCAGAUUUUUACGCUUAAUUAUUAAAGGAUGCCGCGAGGGUUGUUAGCUAAGAUCGGAUAUUCGGAUCUUAUUAAUCGGGAAGUAUUGUUUGUAUUUACAAAUUCGGAUUAUUUACGAGAGAUAUUAAUGCCAAACUUGGAAUCCGAUUAGGUUAACAAAUAAUAUUAUAAAUACAUACAAUAGAUGUUUUCGUAACUUGCAUUCGAUUAGUAACAAAUCCGUUAGUUAUGUGUCAGAAAAAAUUUACUGGUAAAUAUGAAUCCGAUAAUUCGUUGUUUAGUUAUGAGCAUGGAUUAUAAAAAGAUUGUAAUCACAUUGAAAGUCUUACUCGCUGGAAACACGAUUUACUUAUUUAUUUUUCUCGUAUUUGUAAGCAUUUUAUCACAACAUAUAGUGCGAUUGUUGUCUUUAACAAAUAACUGAAGUAAAUUAAAACUGUAUAAAAAGACAUAGUCAUUUUAACCAACUUUCAAAAAGAGGAAGUUUUCAUUUCCCUUUAUACAAUCGACAAUUACUUCUUUUAGUGUAAUUACAAGCUUUUUGACUAUAUGCAAAGGAUUUUGCGAACAAAUAGUAUAUUUAGUAUAUAAUUCUUAAAAAUUGUAAUAUACCGGGCUUUUAUACAAGAAACAAUUUAUAAUGAAGUUGCAUAAUCUCGCGGCGUCCAUUGGAGAAUGUAAUGCGCCGGCGCAGGCAGUGAAUUAAAUAAUCGUGUACUUUAAUUCCAGUGAAUAGAUGAUAGAAUUUAUCUAGAGAAUUUAAGGUACAAAUUUAUAGUAGGGAAAAUCGGGCCAGUUUAGUAUUUUUAAAAACAAUUAGGACAUUGGCGACGCAUGAACAGUAACAUAAAAAAUAAACAAAAACAGCAACCCAAAGCCUUCAUAUUGUAAAUGGUGUAAGAAUUUUUUUAUCACAUACAGCAAAUGAUUACUUUAUUAAGUAUGUAAUUGUUAUAAAUUAUAUUUAUCAUGACAUUAUAAGCAAAUUUAAAUACAACAUGUUUAAAAUGA
Messenger RNA from Amyelois transitella, 6357 nucleotides. RefSeq names its product serine/arginine repetitive matrix protein 1. Gene Ontology annotation, cellular component: nucleus. The record is from RefSeq and is a predicted model, not a curated record. The transcript has 13 exons. Lineage: Eukaryota; Metazoa; Arthropoda; Insecta; Lepidoptera; Pyralidae. Bases 543 to 2804 code for a protein of 753 amino acids. Gene Ontology annotation, biological process: regulation of transcription by RNA polymerase II.